CCGACGAGCGCAGACCAACAUACGUACCAACCACCAUGAGCUAAAUAUGGAAAUCCGAGACCGGGUCCAAAACUCCGAGCCCUGAAACCGCGCAAAGCCACUGCUUUUCUCCGACGGUCCAAAACAAAUUCUCCUUUUAUAAAUUCCGCGAAAAUAUAUGUUACAUUUCCGCCUCCCACGCUGAUUAUAUUCCUGCCAUCUUCAAAUUUAAAUUAGAAAAACAAAAUUAUUAAUUCGAUGGCUGCUGCAUCGCCCUCCGUCCUCCUCCUCCUCCUCUUCCUCCCUCUCGUCCUCUCUCUCGCAAUCGCCGUUGCCGCAUCACAGCCUAACCCUAACAAGAAGGUCAUCGAGGAGACGUGCAAGUGCACGACGGUGCACUCCGCGCUGUGCGUGGAGGCGCUGACGGCGGUGGACAUGGGGGGUGCGGCGGCGGACGCGCGGGGGCUGGCGGCGGUGGCGGUGCGGCUGGCGGAGAGGAACGCGACGGGGACGGCGGAGGAGGUGGCGCGGCUGCGGGACGAGGCGGAGGCGCGGGGGGCGGCGGGGGAGGGGGAGGAGGAGUGCCUCGGGGAGUGCGAGGAGCUGUACGAGGACACCGUGGAGCAGCUCGAGGGGGCGGCGGCGGCGCUCGAGGCUGGCAAGUUCGCCGACGCGGCGGCCGCGGCGGAGGCGGCGCUGGCCGGGGUCCGGGUGUGCCAGGACGGGUGCCGCGCCGUGCCGGACCACAAGAACGUCCUCACCAAGCGCAACGGCGACGUCAGCAGGCUCUGCAGCAUCGCCAUCUCCAUCAUCCGCCUCCUCCACUGAUUCAUAUAUCCCUCCUCCUCCUCCUCCUCCUCCUCCUCCUAUAUAUAUAUAUAUAUAUAUUCCUCUUAAUCCUUAAUAAAUGAUUCAAUUCAAUUCAUUUCAUCCAUGAUCCAUCUGUUCAUUGCUAGCUACAUUUUAAUCUCUUUUUUAAUUUUUACCAUUAUUAUAUGUUGGGUACUGCAAAUCCGACGAUAUUUCUUGUCACGUACUUCAUAGGCAUGCAUAUGGUUAACUAAUUGAACAAUUUAUAAUUUACACAUUA
Molecule: messenger RNA, 1069 nt
Organism: Ananas comosus (pineapple)
Lineage: Eukaryota; Viridiplantae; Streptophyta; Magnoliopsida; Poales; Bromeliaceae
Exons: 1
Coding region: 238-807 (189 amino acids)
Biological process (GO): negative regulation of catalytic activity
Molecular function (GO): enzyme inhibitor activity
Source: RefSeq, a predicted model, not a curated record